Molecule: messenger RNA, 2176 nt
Organism: Polyodon spathula (Mississippi paddlefish)
Lineage: Eukaryota; Metazoa; Chordata; Actinopteri; Acipenseriformes; Polyodontidae
Product: carboxylesterase 5A-like
Exons: 13
Coding region: 47-1729 (560 amino acids)
Source: RefSeq, a predicted model, not a curated record
AUUGAAUUUACAACACCUCAUUCAUAAGGUCGGAACACACGACAAAAUGCAGUCUGCAAAGACGAUUAAGAGAUGUUUAAUUUAUGCUGUUUUGUGGACUGUUUCUGCAGUUAGUGCAGUUGCAGAUCCAGUCGUUUCCACUGCGUACGGCAGUUUGAAAGGGCGGCUCUCAUCUGUGAAAGAAGCAGACCGAGUCGUUCACGAAUACUUAGGAAUUCCUUUUGCCAAACCCCCUUUGGGAUCACUGAGGUUCUCGGCUCCCCAGCCACCCGAACCAUGGGGCGGAAUCAGAGAUGCCACCAACCAACCGGCUAUGUGUCUACAGGACAUGCAGUACACAGUACAGUUAAUGGAGGAGCUCAUGUUGGAGUUUCCAAAGCCAGCCAUCUCAGAGGACUGUUUAUAUCUGAAUAUAUACACCCCCGGAGAGGCAGUGGCGAAGGAGGCCAGACUGCCUGUUAUGGUUUGGAUUCAUGGAGGUGGAUUGAUGAUUGGAGCAGCCUCCAACUACGACGGAUCAGCGCUCUCUGCCUAUGAGAAUGUGGUGGUUGUUGUGAUUCAGUAUAGACUGGGAAUAAUGGGGUUUUUAAGCACCAAUGAUGAGCAUGCCCGUGGGAACUGGGGUUUCCUGGACCAAGUGGCAGCCCUGCGGUGGGUUCAGGAGAAUAUCAAGAGCUUUGGAGGGGAUCCCAAUUCCGUGACCAUUUUUGGAGAAUCAGCAGGAGGAUGCAGCGUGUCUGUGCAUGUUUUGUCUCCCUUAUCGUCUGGCCUGUUCCACAAAGCAAUAUCUGAGAGUGGAGUUGCAACUGUAUCAGGUAUCAUCAACUCUAAUCCACAACCUAUCACCAAGGUGAUUGCUAAUAUAACUGGCUGUGACUACACAGACUCAGCAACACUGGUCAAGUGUUUAAGAGAGAAGAAUGGUGAAGUCUUUGUGAACAAAAGUAAUCCGCAUAUAAUGGCAACAGGCACAAUUGAUGGUGUGGUUCUCCCGAGCACAUUGGAAGAGAUCCUGAAAGAGAAACAGUUUAACAAGGUGCCCUAUUUGUUAGGAAUCAACAAUCAUGAGUUUGGCUGGCUCUUGCCAAAGUCAUUUUGUCCUCCUGGCUGGGAAGAGGGAAUGAAUAAAGAAAAAGCAAUCGCUGUCCUGAAUAACAUAGUCCCAGUCGAGCUUUUUGGCCCAGGAGUAAACGAGGGCAUUGCAGCUGAAUAUUUCAAAGACACAGAAGACCCGCUGAAGCUGAGAGACCUGUUCACAGAAAUGCUGGGGGAUGUCUUUAUGGUUAUGCCAACUAUCAUAACUGCUAACUAUCAUAAAGAGGCUGGGGCGCCAGUGUACCUGUACGAGUUUCAGCAUCGCCCCAGUAUCUACAAAGACAAAAGACCCAGUUUUGUGAAAGCAGAUCAUGCAGAUGAGAUUGGCUUUGUCUUCGGAAGUUUUUUCUGGAAUGGACACAUUAAGGUUGCAGGGACCUUAACCAAGGAGGAAAAGAAGCUGUGUAGGGUGAUGAUGGCGUACUGGGCUAAUUUUGCUAGAAACGGGACUCCCAAUGGGGAUGGGUUGGUGCACUGGCCAGUCUAUGACAAGAAUGAAGAAUACAUGGCCCUCGGUUUGGAGCAGAAGAGCGGGAAGAAGCUCAAGGAAGACAUCAUGAAGUUUUUAACAAACCUCCUGUCUGAAAAAAAUAAAAAACCUAGUGAAGAAAGUGGAGAGCGCAGUGAGUUGUAGAUUAGUCAGGCGAUUUAAAUUAUUUUCAACUGAGCGCACAUACACCUUUAGAAAGACACCAUGACGUUUCAUCUCCUAAAACUGAUUAAUAAUCUUAAAUAUAAACACAAUAUAGAAAUUGCAAUGGAAUAUAACAUGAUUUCUGUGUAGAAGUGCCUGUUAGGUACAACAGUACACAUUCAGAAAUUGAUCUUUGUUGUUAUCCACGUAGGAAUGUUCAGCUCAGGCAAAUGAGUCAGUGGUUAUAGAAUUAAAAAAAAAAAAAAUCUCAUACCUGGCAUGCACUUUGAUUUGCUGUGUAGAUUUCAAAUGCAGUUUUAAAAGAAACAGAUGUUAUAGCAAACAGUGUAUUUUAAAUCAAAACGUAACUGAUACUAUAGCAGGGUAAAGACAUCUGCUAAAUGUUGAUAAGUGCCCAAUAAAUGAAAUAUUCAUUUCUGUACGUCA